ACUACAGGGUGGGGGCUGAUUGUUUUACUGUAAUACAGCACGUGUUAUUAGAGGAAGAUAGUGGUUAUCUAACCUGUUAAAUCGAGAUUUCAGUAUGUGUGAUAUACAUCAUGGCUGUGUGUUUUUAUUUGGGAAACUCGAGUAACUUGAUCAUCAGAGUAUAAAACAUAGUAAACAGUGUACUUAGUUUCUGGGUAAUGUACGUUAUAAGACAGUUGUCAUUCAGCUUAACCCCACAGCUUCAUAGCCACAGUGGAAAUAUAGCCUUCAGUAGGAAUAUCCUUCAAUAGGAAUGGAUUAGUAGGAAGUUUAACCUGUGUUAAACAAUGAGUUAAGGCUGCCCAUCACCUACACUUGUUGAUGAUGUCAGUUAAGGAGGUGUGUUACACAUGUAUAGCUCUCAUCAGUCCUGUGUUUUACGUGUUUUGUAGACUGGUCUUCGGCCUUCUGUAUCCAGCCUACGCGUCUUUCAAGGCCAUCCGCACUAAGAAUGUCAAAGAAUAUGUAAAAUGGAUGAUGUACUGGAUAGUGUUUGCUCUUUUUAGUGCAGUAGAGACUUUCACUGAUGUUCUGUUAUCUUGGCUCCCAUUUUAUUAUGAAGUCAAGAUUUUGUUUGUUGUUUGGAUGUUGUUACCAGUAACCAAAGGAUCCAGCUACCUCUACAAAAAGUUUGUACAUCCCCACUUAGCCAAGAGAGAAAAGGAAAUUGAUGACUACAUAGACCAAUACAGCAAAAAAGGAUACACCACACUACUGAGUCUGGGUUCACGAGGACUGACGUACGCCACAAAUGUAGUGGUAACAACAGCAAUAAAGGGUCAGUCGUCCCUGGUGGAUCAUAUAAAGAAGAGUUACAGUACAAACGACCUUAGAGUGGGAGAGGACACAGUGGACGGACAUCAUCCCAGCUUUAUGUUAGAUGAAGAUGAAUUAGACACUGAGUUAAAUCCUGUAAGUGAAGCAAGUGAGACAAGCAGUCAAACAAGUGCCCAAUUAUCCCAGAAAUCCCCUAAAGUGGCCCCAAAAGUGGGAGGGGCAUCCGAGAAAGGUGUUGAUUUACAAAAACCAAGAAAACAAGGUUCAUCAGGGUUAAAUUCUGGCAAGGAUGAGAGAAUAGCCCAAGAUAACCGUGAAAUAGAGAGGAGGAAACCUCUACGACGUAGCACCAGUGAUGUCACGGAGGUAGUACGACCUCCUACAUCCAGAUACAGAAACCCAGCCACAGAGCUUUCAAAAGUAGUAGAAGUGGAAGAAGAAUACUCAUAUCACGAGGAAUCGGUACAUGUACGGCCAGGCUACUACAGUCCUAGACAGGAGAUGUAUUUCUAUGGUAAAACUCGACCCGUACGGUACGUUACCAAGAACCCGCGCCCGUACCCGCAGUAAGCUGCCCAAGUGAAGGAUCUCAAUGUUGUCAUGACAGCACGGUGCCAGAUGGUUCAAGGUCAUCUCCAUAGCAACAGCUUAUUUGCAAUAGGCAAUAGACUCUGCUUCACAAAUCUUAGAUCCAUUUCACACGUUGAAAAUCUUAGGUCACUUUCACAUGUGAAAAUCUUACGUCACUUUCACAUGUGAAAAUCUUAAGUCACUUUCACAUGUUGAAGAAUGAUGUACAUUUAUACACUAGCUUCACUUGCUUAAUAACAAUGUCAUAUGAACUUGGAGGCAGAUGUGCCAUAUGUCAGAUGGUUUAUUUUUUUGUUUACUUUAACUGAUGGUUGAAAUCAACAGUAUCACUGGAUUCAGUCUAUUGAAGCAAUGUAGCUUUAAAACGAAUUUAUUUGGGGAUAUCAAUGCUUUCGGUGAACCAAUGCUUUCAUGUUUAUUUUCUGUAUAACACUGGUUUUGAGGUUUAGGGGCUUCUUAAACACAAUUUGAGCUUUAAUUUAGAGAAUGAUAAUCAAUGUUGAGAGGUCAAAGUUUAACUUUAAGAUCAUGCCAUAUAAACCCUAGGGUGCUUUAUACUAUAUUUCAGACCUCCAGUUUCACAGUACAGGAGUAUAACUUCUCAGAUUUUUGUAUUUUCAUGCUCUUUCUAUUGCUUUUGAUUUUAAUACAUAAAGAAAUCUAUUUAAGAUAAUUUAUGAAAUACACAGAUAGGCCCUAUCAGUUAAACUGCCUGCUGUUUUUGUUUUGUCUUGUACAUUUUUACCUCUGUUUGAUUUCGAUGUGUUAACAGGUUCUAUUUAAAUGUACAUAAUUAAAUAGUACAUAAUGAUGAUACUUGUAUUUGAAACAGAAUUCUAUAUAAAUAUGAAAUCACUAAGUCAUUUUUGUGUAUGUUAAUUAAGAUGAACAAGAGUUCUAUGAGCCCUGUAUAUAAUAUGGGUCAUGUGACACUAAAUGUGAGUAAAUUUUUAACCUGAUUUGUGUGGAUUUGUGAACACUCAGGGCUGGGACAUAUAAGAAGUGUUUUGUGAUGAGAAUGCCAGUAUCUACUGAGAUAUGUGUACAUGUUGUAAUCAAUUAUCCAAUCAAUCAUUUGUAUUUUUCGGUUGUUUUCUAUACAGCUUUUUUGGUUUUGUGAAUUUUUAUUUUUGCUCUUUAUCUCUGAAUGCUCAAUUAUUUCUUUUGUUUUUUUUUCUAUCACACAAAACAUUCCAUGCCUGCUUGUUUUGUAUUUUUUGUAACCUGACUUUUCUAAUUUAUUCUUCAAACAAUUUACCAAAACAGUUGCCAUAAUUGUAUAUUGUUCACCAGAUUAAGUGUUGUCAGUGUAAGGUAUUGCAAUACCAGUGUAUCAUUGUGGAUUCAUGGUAGACUUAAAAAACCUCAUGUUUUCAUUUAUUUAUGUACAAAUAAUUUAAAUUACAGAAAAAAAUGUCCUAAAUAAGAAUAAUCUGACAAAAUAAAUAAGUUUGUUUCUUAGCAGUCAUUAAAAGUGAAAAGCGAAUGAACUGUAGAGCAAAUUUAGUACUUCAUUUUGAUAAGGUGGACAAAGAUUAUCUUGAUAAUAAGAUAAAUUAUAGAAUAUGAGAAUCAUUUGUUUUGAGAUUAUACCUCAUGUUCAGUGGUGCUGUGUCACUUGUUAACUUGUACCACGAUUAGCUUGUCGUUUUCCUCUGUUUUAACCUUUCUGUUUAGAUAGUUUGUACUGAGUUGGGACUACCUGAUGUGUUCUAUUUGUCAGAGAGGUUGACUUUCGCUGAGGAAGAUGAACAUGUUAAGCUUUCUGGAAGUCGUAUAUAUGUUUGGUCAAGGUCGACAUCAUGAUUUGUUAAUCUGUGAUAAUCUUAUUGUGCAUACAUAUAUUUUUGAAGACUUAGAGAGCCACAACGAAUCAGUCAACUAAAGAUGGUUAGUAUUAAGAAUGUUUAAUGUCUACUCAUAAUUAGUUAAUAUGUAUACACGUUUUUAAAGACUGUAUACCUAUGAUUUAUUAAAUAUGCAUUUAUUAUUAAGACUGUUUAAUGACACCCAUAAUUAAUUUAAUACAGUCAAACUUCGUUCUCUCGAACCUGAUCGGAUAUAGAAGGUAAAAUACUUAAAGAAUAUGUGGUUGGGACUUCAAAUCACUUCGACAUAUCCAUGGUAUUAGAGAUAUCACAGUUCGAGAUACUGAAGUUCAACUGCAUAAACACCUGUCAUAUCUGCUUUAUUCACUGAUAGUUCAGGAGUUUGACCCUGAAUCGGAUACUACCUAUAAAAAGCAUUUGUAAAAAGACUUCUAGCAUCAGCAUUGCAUCAUUAAACUAGCAUUGCUUUAGAGAAGAUUAAAAUAGAAAAUGUAGAUACAGCAUUUAUUCAUUUUACUACAUGUACUUGAAAUGUGUUAUAUCUUACAUUGUAAAAUAUGCUCUGUCUAAAUUUUAAAAUGUAUGACUGUGUACCUUACUUUUGAUAUCAUUUUUUGCUACUUAAUUACAUGAACUUUUUCCGAGAAAAUCAGAAAUAUGAGAACAUUACUUCUGCUUCUAAAGCUACUCUCAGACUGAUAGAAUUGUUAAUAUUUGUACAGAUGACACAAUAAUGUGGUGUCUUUGUUGUCGAGUAUUUAUUGAAUAUAGCUCUGAUAAAUACCUAGUUGUAGAUCUGUGUAUUUAGUGGGGAUGGUUGGCAUGUCAUAUUGGUCUUGUUUCAGAAAGUAAUUGUAUAAAGUUGACCUGCAGUUAACAAUAAAAUUCGUCAUUUUCA
This is a messenger RNA of Saccostrea cuccullata (small rock oyster), 4134 nucleotides long. Its product is annotated as receptor expression-enhancing protein 1-like. The transcript has 12 exons. Gene Ontology annotation, molecular function: microtubule binding. The record is from RefSeq and is a predicted model, not a curated record. The coding region runs from base 361 to 1386 and encodes 341 amino acids. Gene Ontology annotation, cellular component: endoplasmic reticulum membrane; cytoplasmic microtubule. NCBI's taxonomy places the organism in Eukaryota, Metazoa, Mollusca, Bivalvia, Ostreida, Ostreidae.